Molecule: messenger RNA, 663 nt
Organism: Mesorhabditis spiculigera
Lineage: Eukaryota; Metazoa; Nematoda; Chromadorea; Rhabditida; Rhabditidae
Source: the annotation of a GenBank genome assembly
AUGGCUCCAUCGCUUGCUCAAGCUCUGGGUACGGACGAGAAGAAGCGGAAAGCUUUGGAUACCAUUUUAAUCGAUUUGGAAGAAGAUCAACCUGGUCCGAGUACAGCUCCGGAUUCUAGAGAAGUCCAACUUUACGCGAAGAGCUACUCAAAUCCGCUAAUCAUUUCUGCAGCCAAGAACCUGCCCCAGAUGCUCGUCAAGAUGGAGAAAUUUUUGAUGAACGACGAUGGGUGUCAGAGACUAAGCUACGACUUCAAGUUCCAUUUUGAUUGUCCGAUGGCGGAGGCUUUGAACAAUCCAAGAAGAGUGUGCAGCAAGUUACCGUACGGUAUCAACCCGGCCUCACCAAUGGAAAUGGGAGAUGAAGAGCUAGUGUUGUUACGGGUUAUAUUGAUGUUUUCUCACAGCAUGGGCUACUCGGAGAAAAGUGCCAAGAUCUGUAAAAAAGUGUAUAAAACCUACAGUAACCUGCUUUUUGAGCACCUCCAAAUUAAGUACCAGUGCGAGAAGAAAGCAUUUGAAAUGUUUUUGGCGUAUAUGGAAGUGCCGAAUUUUAUACGGGUCAUAACGCACAAAAUGAUGCCUGAAUUCGGGCGUCACGUCAUCUUCAAGGAGUCCGAGAUGGGCGGUCAGCUAACGGAGAAUAUUUUUUGUCUUGGCAGU